This is a messenger RNA of Arthroderma uncinatum, 1113 nucleotides long. RefSeq lists its product as uncharacterized. Lineage: Eukaryota; Fungi; Ascomycota; Eurotiomycetes; Onygenales; Arthrodermataceae. The transcript has a single exon. Bases 1 to 1113 code for a protein of 370 amino acids. The record is from RefSeq and is a predicted model, not a curated record.
AUGGAUUGGGCCUUUCUUCUCCCGUCCACGUUUAAGAUGCCUUAUACAUGGUACUCUUUCGGCGUUGAAAUGGAAUUCAUCGUUAAAUUUAGGAUUGAUGACUUUAUUCCUGAAGAAAAUAGGGGAUGCGCUCACCUCAUACAGUACCCGGAUCUAAUGCGGACUGUGUAUCGUCGGAUUGUCACAUUUAUGCGGGACCAUGGAUUCAUGGUGCACAACUAUCCUCCACAUUGCGUCAACUUGUCGUACUGGAAAGUUAAAAUACCACCCCCAAAUGUCCAAGUUGACGGAUUUGAUAUCAUCAGGGAUGAAUGGGGCUUUUGUCCAGUCAAGCUUGUGGCCCCGGUUAUGAGCUUUACAGGCCGUUCAUUUCACACGAUUCAGGAAGCUCUAAACUCUUUGACGGGGGGGUUCGAUAUUCUUACCAACAACUCAUGCUCGUUGAACGUGCAUGUGGGCUCCAUAAUUGGCGAUAGAGAUGGCAAGAUAGAGGGACAUGAUUUACAGAGUAUAGGUUUCCGCCUUACCGCUCUAGAAAACCUCCUGGCCCUCGUCUGGAUGUACCAGAAGCAGCUAAACGCGAUUCAUCCCUCUAGCCGUGUCAACGAAGCUCAUGUCUUCACCCCCAGCGCCUUACUAUCCCAUUUAAACCCGCGUAUCGUGAAGCAACGGAUACUGGACUGCACCAGCACGCAAGCGUUAUGCCAACUUUGGGAUGGGUCAAAGGCACGCUAUCACCAUCCGCAAGGUAUAAUGGCGUAUAGCAUAGAGGGUAUGGUAGCUCACUCUACCGCUGGUGGUGCCAUGAUUGAAUCAGGGAACCGAACUGUGCGAUUUGGGCAGCACCGGGGCACGGUAGACCCAUCGGAGAUACAACACUGGGUGAUUCUCGUGGGCCGCUUGGUGGAGUUAGCUGACGAGAUUGUUCCGUGGUGUUGGCCAUUGAGUAUAGCGCUGAGGCGCAGUAAGAACCUGCCAGUGAAGCUUUGUGAGAUUAGCACCGUGCAGCUGCUCGAGGGGAUUAAGGUGCCCGUGCAGGCGCGUUUCUAUGCCAGGAGGUUGCAUACGCAUGAGACUGGCGUGAACGCUAGCGUUGCUGGGAGUGGCUUAUAG